AUGAUGGAUGAGUGCAUUGAUAAUGCCAAGCACAUUCACGUGAAAGGCAGAAAUGCUUUUGAUGCAAUGCUUAAGUGUAAACAACCUCCACCGCCAUGCCAGCUGCAGUGGCCACAUCCAGAGGACGGUUGCAAGGGUGGUAGUGGCUCUGAGGGCGGCUGGGCGUUGGUUGCGACGCGUUUUAUGACUCGGGUCGUCUCUGACCGCUAG
Molecule: messenger RNA, 210 nt
Organism: Mesocestoides corti
Lineage: Eukaryota; Metazoa; Platyhelminthes; Cestoda; Cyclophyllidea; Mesocestoididae
Source: the annotation of a GenBank genome assembly